Messenger RNA from Penicillium daleae, 4359 nucleotides. RefSeq names its product lysophospholipase (gene nte1). The transcript has 3 exons. Gene Ontology annotation, cellular component: endoplasmic reticulum. Gene Ontology annotation, biological process: lipid metabolic process. The record is from RefSeq and is a predicted model, not a curated record. Gene Ontology annotation, molecular function: phosphatidylcholine lysophospholipase A1 activity. Lineage: Eukaryota; Fungi; Ascomycota; Eurotiomycetes; Eurotiales; Aspergillaceae. Bases 1 to 4359 code for a protein of 1452 amino acids.
AUGGCGGGGUGGAUUACUUGGGUGUUCACCUUCAUCUUCCAGGUGAUUCCACGUGGAUUAUACUGGAUCAUUGCCUUCACCACCAUCACACUGCCUACAUGGCUCUUUACGCUCUUUUCCAUGAGCUUGACGUUCACCAUGAACUUCACUACCCUCAUGUUGAUCAUCCUUGCCCUCGUCUCGACAGUCAGCUGGUUCAUCCGGUACCGGUUCUUGAACAUGUAUAGCCGUCUACCCCCAGAGCCCCAACGCAAAGAAGCGCAAAUCGACCUGUUCCCCGAUAUCCAAGAAGGUGACUCGAAACCAGGGCUGGCCAAUUACCUCGACGAGUUCCUCAGCGCGAUCAAGGUCUUUGGAUAUCUGGAACGACCGGUCUUCCACGAAUUGACGCGGACCAUGCAGACAAGGAAGCUGAUUGCGGGAGAGACCCUCAUGCUCGAGGAAGAGAAGGGCUUCUGUUUAGUGGUUGAUGGGCUGGUUCAGAUCUUCGUCAAGUCUACCCGCCAGGGCAACAAGAUGGGUUCCUCGGAGGAGAACCUACAUCUGGAUGAUGAUGAUGAUGAUGAUGAUGCUACGUCGGAGGAAGAGGACAACCAUGUGCAUGGUCGACAGGGAUACCAGUUGCUCACCGAGGUGAAGAAUGGCGCUUCAAUGUCGUCUCUCUUCUCCAUCUUGUCUCUCUUUACGGAAGACAUUCAGCUUCGCAACUCGCGAAGCUCUAGCUCGAGUACUUCUGGCGCGGGACCCGACCCGACCCAUUUCCGUGCUGAAUCCGUUCCUGUCAGCCCUAGCGUCGGGGUGAUUGGGAGCCCUCUGCCCAUGGUUAAGGAUUAUGGCGAGGUCUUUGCGACGAGUAAUGGCCGUACGGAUGGACUGCCGGCAGUGCCUCCCCUCCAUCUAGGAGAAAGUCACAGCGCCCCCAACAAUACGCCUCAGCCCGACCUCAACCGGCAGAACAAGAAGCGUCGCAAGUCUGUCCAUCCAGAUAUCGUCGCCCGAGCUACUGUAGAUACUACCAUUGCUAUCAUUCCCGCUAGCGCGUUCCGCCGGUUGACUCGGGUCUACCCCAGAGCUACUGCGCAUAUCGUUCAGGUCAUCCUGACGCGUCUCCAACGCGUGACAUUUGCGACUGCCCAUUCCUACCUCGGCUUGACAACGGAUGUGCUGGGAAUUGAACGACAAGUCUCGAAGUUUACUACUUGGGAUCUUCCAAAUGAUCUACGAGGCAGUGCACUGGAUCGUCUCAAGGACAAGUUCAUGCGUGAGAGGGAUCGAUUGGGACCAGAGGAGGUUUGCAAGGGGAUCGCUCUGCACAACCCCUCUGUUGGACGAAGACGGCGCUCUAGCAGCAUUCUUAGGAAGGAAGCUGUUCUGCAGGCCCGCGUGAUGGCUAAUGGCCGUCCCGUCCCGCUCACGCCGCACAGACAACCGGCUGCUUUCAUGGACCGGGAUCUGAUGGGACCUAGUCCUGGUGAUCUGCUCUCUACUAUCCAGCUUUCUCGAUUUGGCCCGCGCGGUGACCAUCUGAGCCCUCAGCUUCACAGUCCCCUGACCGAGAGGGAACGCCCUCUGUUCCAAGCUGCAGGCAAGGACCUGCGCCCGUCUCCGUUCCAGCGUAAAGAUUCACUCGACGAGGACAGUCUGUUCCGCGAGUCGAUCUUGGAUUGCAUGAUGAAAGCCAUUGGUCUGACUGAGGGUACCAGCGAUGCCUUGCGCAAGAGUAGCCACAACUCUGGCGACGCUUCACCCAGGUUGCUGUCUUAUGACUCUCGUCGACAGAAGGCAGUCUUUUCCAAUGCAUUCGGGUUUAUUGAUCCAUAUGAGGGAUCGGGGGAUGGCGAAACCGAGUCAAUGAUGUCCAUGUCCGUGACCAGCGCUGGGGGAACUUCACCGGUCGUCAACCUUCGCGAGGAUCUACGCCACGAUAUCGAAGUUGUCUACUUCCCCCAGGGCUCGGUUCUUGUGGAGCAGGGCGAGCGCCAUCCCGGUCUUUACUAUGUUAUUGACGGAUUUCUGGACGUUGGCAUCCCGGUCAACGAGCGAGGUGAUGAUCUGGUCGGCACCUCUCGUCCAUCUGAUGGACCGCUCUCGCAAGCCCAGGAAGAGCUGUUCCCAAACCUGACACGCACCUCCACGGACUCCUCUCGCGCGUCGGCUUCCAAUGGCCCCGGCGACUCACGGCGCAAGAAUCAGUCGCGCAAAUCGCUUUACCUGAUCAAGCCCGGGGGCAUCCAAGGCUACGUCGGUGCUCUCGCCUCCUACCGGUCUUACACUGAUGUGGUUGCCAAAACUGAUGUCUAUGUUGGAUUCCUUCCCCGGGCGUCUCUGGAGAGAAUCGCGGAUAGGUAUCCGAUUGCCUUGCUCACGUUGGCAAAGAGGUUGACUAGUCUUCUGCCGCGUCUGUUGCUACACAUUGACUUUGCCCUGGAAUGGGUACAGGUGAAUGCGGGCCAGGUGAUUUACCACCAAGGAGACGAAAGUGAUGCCAUCUAUCUCGUGUUGAAUGGCCGACUGCGGUCUGUCUUGGAAGGCUCCAAGGGUAAAAUGACAGUCAUCGGCGAGUACGGCCAGGGCGAGAGUGUUGGUGAACUUGAGGUCAUGACCGAGUCCACUCGCCCUGCUACUCUACAUGCCAUUCGAGACACCGAACUGGCCAAGUUCCCCCGCUCGCUGUUCAACAGCUUGGCGCAGGAGCAUCCUGGAAUUACGAUUCAGGUUUCCAAAUUGAUCGCUCAACGCAUGCGUGAUCUGGUCGAGCAUCCCCUUUCCGAGAAGGGUAUCGAACAGGGCCACGUUGGGGGUGUUCAGACUGCUACAUCAACUGUCAACCUUCGUACGGUGGCGAUUCUCCCGGUCACAGCGGGUGUCCCCGUGGUCGAAUUCGGACACCGUCUGCUCAAUGCGCUUCAUCAGAUUGGCGUGACCAGAGGAGUGACUUCGCUCAAUCAGGCUGCCAUCCUGAACCACCUGGGACGACACGCGUUCAGCAAAAUGGGGAAGCUGAAGCUGUCACAGUAUCUUGCCGAUCUCGAAGAGAAAUAUGGGCUUGUCUUGUACAUCGCGGAUACCAAUGUCAACUCUCCCUGGACGCAGACCUGUAUUGCGCAGGCAGAUUCGAUUUUGUUGGUCGGACUCGCCGAAUCGUCGCCUCGAAUUGGCGAGUAUGAGCGUUUCCUUCUGGGCAUGAAGACGACCGCUCGGAAAGAGCUUGUGCUUUUGCAUGCCGAGCGAUACUGCUCGCCUGGACUGACUCGCGGCUGGCUCAAGAACCGAGUGUGGAUCAAUGGAGGCCACCACCAUAUCCAGAUGGCGUUCCGCCUCACAACAGAACCCUCGCAUCCACAGACUAAGAAGUUUGGCACUGUCCUCAAGCAACGCGUGCAAAUUCUGCAGGCUGAAAUCCAAAAGUACACUUCUCGACGAAUCCAGCAAACCCCGCUCUAUUCGUCGCAGACCCCUUUCAAGGGGGAUUUCCAUCGUCUAGCCCGGCGACUAUGCGGCAAGUCUGUUGGCCUUGUCCUAGGUGGUGGCGGUGCGCGGGGAAUUUCUCAGGUCGGUGUGAUCAAAGCACUUGAAGAGGCUGGCAUUCCGAUCGACAUCAUCGGCGGCACUUCCAUCGGCUCCUUCAUUGGCGCUCUGUAUGCACGGGACGCAGAUGUAGUCCCAAUGUAUGGUCGCGCUAAGAAGUUCUCCGGUCGCAUGGGGAGUAUGUGGCGGUUCGCACUUGAUUUGACCUACCCAACUGUCUCAUACACCACCGGUCACGAAUUCAACCGCGGUAUCUUCAAGACCUUUGGUGACAGCCAGAUUGAAGAUUUCUGGCUCGAGUUCUACUGCAAUACAACGAACAUCAGCCGCUCCCGCGCCGAGUACCACUCUUCCGGAUACGUGUGGCGUUAUGUUCGUGCCUCGAUGUCUCUCGCCGGCCUGAUUCCCCCCAUCUGCGACGAAGGCAGCAUGCUUCUCGACGGCGGAUACAUCGACAAUCUAACAGUAGCACACAUGAAAUCCCUCGGCGCAGACGUCAUCUUCGCCGUAGACGUCGGCUCCCUGGACGACAACACCCCCAAGGCUACGGCGACUCCCUAUCCGGUUUCUGCCCGCCUCGCCUACGUCUCUUCAAUCGAUAACCUCGAGCGGGCGAAGAGCACAGCGGGUUGUCUGUACAUGCGUCCGCCCAUCGAUCCCUAUGGGACACUGGACUUUGGCAAAUUCGACGAAAUUUAUCAGGUCGGGUAUACUUAUGGCAAGGCCUUCCUCGACCGCCUCAAGAAUGAGGGUUCACUUCCGAUUCCUGAGGAGACGGAGGAGAAGAGGAAGUUGCGGCGUACGAUGGCUCCCCGUCGUGCUAGUAUUUAG